This is a messenger RNA of Ananas comosus (pineapple), 814 nucleotides long. Its product is annotated as auxin response factor 16-like. Gene Ontology annotation, biological process: regulation of DNA-templated transcription; response to hormone. NCBI's taxonomy places the organism in Eukaryota, Viridiplantae, Streptophyta, Magnoliopsida, Poales, Bromeliaceae. Bases 87 to 476 code for a protein of 129 amino acids. The transcript has 2 exons. The record is from RefSeq and is a predicted model, not a curated record. Gene Ontology annotation, molecular function: DNA binding; protein binding.
CAGGCGAGCAAAGAGAUUAAGCGUAAUUUAGGCAUUUUACUCCGUGAUUUUCCAUUCAUUUACUCUGAUUGUUUGAUACUCUGAUAAUGACUUACGAUUCUUUCGACCUGAAGGUUCAAAAGCGCGGUUCAGUAGGAAGGUCAAUCGACAUGACCCGUUACAGAGGAUACGAUGAGCUCCGACAUGAUCUAGCGUGUAUGUUUGGAAUUCAAGGUCAACUAGAAGAUCCAUACAGGACCGAGUGGAAACUGGUGUACAUGGAUCACGAGAAUGACAUCCUUCUUGUCGGUGACGACCCUUGGGAGGAGUUUGUGACUUGUGUACAAAGCAUCAGGAUUUUAUCAUCUGCAGAAGUGCAGCAGAUGAGUUUGGACGGCGAGUUGGCCAACAUCCCACCGCAAGCCCAAGCAUGUAGCGGGACGGAUAAUGGGAAUAUGUGGUACGAUGAUACCUCGACCGGGUCUUUUCAUCGAUGAACGCGAAGUAAAUCGGAGUAAUAAGAUGGUAACAAUUUGAAAGGCUCUGCACAGAGAGAUAAAAGAGUUGGGUGCAUAUGAAUUUAAGAGGAUUAGACUAGACUACGAGCAAUCUACAUGCUUUUAUAGUGGAAUGAGCAAGCAGACUGCAGGUUUUCUUGUGGGGAAUGGGAAAUCUUCGCAUCUGUAGCUAAAGCAACUUUGAUGUUGGUUUGUGAGCUUUUUUUUUUAUUAUCUCUUUUUCCUCUUUUUAAUUGUGAAUGUCCCAUAGCAGAAAUUCCUAUCUGUUGUAAUUUUACCAUACGUUACUGUACAUAUAAAGUGGAGCUUAUUUUCUA